AUGCUUUACGAAAUCGAAGAAAAUUUAAGUACGGGAGACAUUGUUUUAUUUUCAACAAGAUCCAUACCCGGAAGAACAUUCAGACAUUGCACAGAAUCUAAAUAUUGUCACGUAGGAAUAAUUGUUAAACUGCCAAAAUCUGACAAAUCAAAUUAUGGAAACUCUGAGAAUAGUAAUAUAUUAAACACAACAGGAAUGAAACAACCACCAACAGCAGAACAUGUCUAUGUAUUAGAAGCACAAGUUGAUUAUGAUGGAUUAUUAGAAAUUGCAAAAUCAGCUGCUUCCGAUUCAACCUCUACAAGUCAACAAGCUGCAAUCAAUUUUAAAGUUAAAACUUGGGCAAGUUUACAAAGAUUGAGCUCAAAAUUAUAUAGUGGAUAUUAUGAUUUAGUUUCGGUUAGAAAGUUGAAAUAUUUACAUGGAAAGAAAGGUGCUGAUAAAAUUCAAGAAGAAUUAAUGGAUUUAUUAUUUACUAGAGAUUCUAAUAAUUCAGCAACUGAAGAGGGAAAGAUUUCGAAUAUUCUUGAGAAUGGUAUUUCAUUUACAAUUCAUCCACAUUAUUUCCAAAACUUUUUUAGAGAUUCAUUGUUUGAGAAUGGUUUAAUUUAUGCUUCUCCAGUUGAGGAUCGUCAAAUUAUUGUGAGUGCUUAUUUCACCGCUUUUAUUUAUCAGAGAUUGGGAAUUUUUGAUAUGGAAAACAAAUCACUCAUUACAAAAUUCACACCAUUCCAUUUUUCUGAAGAUUCCACUUACAAAUUACCUUUCAACAAGUCAUUUGUAAUGGGUUUGGAAAGUCCAAUGUACAUUUAUUUGGAUUAUGAAGUAUUUGCUGAUCAGGUGAAAGUGGAAAACAAACCUCUUCCGCUUCCUGUAACUGAUUUUCCAAUUGUUGAUAAAAUUGUGAGAGAGAGAAUGACAUUUAAUGAGUCAAUUCUUGGUACAUUGAGAUCUGGUGAUUUGAUUUUUACUCAGGAGGAAUCAUCUGUUGGAAAGGCAAUAAGAAGAGCUUGGAAUGGUUCAGUAUUCUCUAGAGUGGGUGUUAUCAUUAGAAUUCAAGGUCAACACUUUGUUUAUGACAUAGCUCCAUAUUAUGUGAGUCAGGAGGAAGCCAAAAUACCUCAAACAAAGAUUUUAGAAGGAAGAAUUCAAUCAUUACACUCCUAUAUUCACUCAACUCCAUUCACUAAAGUAACUGUGAGAAAAUUAGAAAAUGAAGGAACCAAUGUUUCUGUCAGAAUGCAAGAAAAACGUGUUCAUGUAGCUCUAGAAUUCCAACAAACAUUGGAAUGUCCACUCAAUAAGAAGAUUCGUGAAGUUUUUGAUAAUAUUGAUGCUAACAGUUAUAUUCCAAGAAUUAGAUUUGAUAUUUCAGGAGUUUUCUCAUGUGUAUUUGUAUUACUAAUGCUCAAACAAUUGAGAUUAAUUAAUGUGAGUGAUGAACCAGCUGAUCUUUUAUCUUACACUCCUCAGAGUAUUCUUGAUUUUAAGAAAUUGAAUGGUGAUUACAAAUUAACUGAUGAAUUAACUGUAUUGAAUGCCUUUGUUACAACUGGUAACCAUAAAGUUUGAGUUAUUUGACUCUAAAUGUUAACUCUC
Messenger RNA from Naegleria gruberi, 1599 nucleotides. RefSeq lists its product as uncharacterized. The transcript has a single exon. The coding region runs from base 1 to 1572 and encodes 523 amino acids. The record is from RefSeq and is a predicted model, not a curated record. NCBI's taxonomy places the organism in Eukaryota, Heterolobosea, Eutetramitea, Acrasida, Naegleriidae.